Molecule: messenger RNA, 1004 nt
Organism: Punica granatum (pomegranate)
Lineage: Eukaryota; Viridiplantae; Streptophyta; Magnoliopsida; Myrtales; Lythraceae
Source: RefSeq, a predicted model, not a curated record
CCACUUCGAUUUUCAGGGUAUCUAUCAACACUGUAGGGUCCGCCUCCCGGAAGUUCAUCGCUGAAAAAUUCAAAACCCUCAAGAAGGGUUUCCCCUCCAAACUUUCUUCGUCGGGAUCGCCGGGGACAUCGCCGGCAACCCCAACCGUCGUCGGGAAAUCAGGAACCUCCCCUAGCUGCGCCAACCUUCCUCUGACUUACAAUAUGAAAGGUGGUGCGAAAAUCCUGGCCUUACUCAUAACGGUUUCGCUCGCUGAGCUGACUAGUGUGAUACCCCGUCCCAUUUUCCUUUGCAAGUGUUGCGGCUUGGAGCGGCAGAAUUUCAGUCUUGCCUGUGUGGGGGCACUUGUCAUAGCCCUGCGGUGGCUCUUCCCUGGACCACUUACCUACCCGCUGUAUGCCAUCGGCCAAUUGAACCAUAUAUGGAAGAUCAUUGCCACUUUCUUCUUUGGUGCAGCCAUCAUCCUAAUAUCCGUGUGGAGCCCUUCUAAGUGUUCCGGGGCUUUCUUCCUAGCGAUGAUAUCGGUAUUGCUGACCUCCGAGGCCAAGCUCUCAAGCCUGAACGGUGUAAACAUUCCAUAUAUUUGCAUCAUUCAGCUGCGGUAUGUUCUGAUCAAUCAUGCUCGAGUGAACUUGAAUGACUUUUAUGGUAUCCAGCUCGGAGAGUCUGAGAUGAAGGAAGAGCAUGCAAUCCUCUUGCUUCUUGUCCCAUCAUUGAUCAUUACCUUGCUGAUAUGGGCUUUUGGCGGCAAACACACUCGCGAGGAAGCAGUGGAGGCAUUUGCUUUGCUAUCUUAGGGGUCGUGAUGGAGGGACAAGGUUGAAUAUCGACCAGUGAGUCGGACAAAUUAUGUGAUUUAGCUGUAAGAACUACCAGUUCAUCCUUGAAUUUAUGAUGUUAUUGUAUCCACGUCUGAAGUGAUUAGAUAUGAUAAACUUAUUCUCUACUGUUUGUUUCCUUGUUGAAUUUACGAAACUUAAGACUUUUAGGCUAGACUGCUAUUA